Messenger RNA from Chaetomium fimeti, 843 nucleotides. Its product is annotated as major facilitator superfamily domain-containing protein. The record is from RefSeq and is a predicted model, not a curated record. Gene Ontology annotation, cellular component: plasma membrane. The annotation marks the transcript as partial. Lineage: Eukaryota; Fungi; Ascomycota; Sordariomycetes; Sordariales; Chaetomiaceae. The transcript has a single exon. Gene Ontology annotation, biological process: transmembrane transport. Gene Ontology annotation, molecular function: transmembrane transporter activity.
GUCGAGUGGUCUGUGAAUGACGACGAAAACCCUCGCAACUGGCCCAACUGGCGCAAGGCCAUCCGCAUCAGCUUAGCCAUCUUUCAAGCUGUCAUGAUCCACUCUGGCGCUUUUAUCCUCAUUCCCAGUCUCGCGAUGAUCAGGAACCUGCCCCAAGCUGACGACAGCCUGGAGCUGGCGGGCUUUGCUCUGUCGGCGCACCUCGUCGGAUUCGCCGCCGGGCCGCUGUUGUGGAGACCGCUGAGCACACUCAUCGGCUCUCGCCUUGUGGAUCUCAUUACUGGCGCGGGCUUCGGAGCUCUUACACUCUCGUCCCUUGCCCCCGUGCCUCUCGCGGCCUUCAUCGUUCUCCGUUUCUAUGCCGGGGUGUUUGGCGGCGGCGCGUUGGCCAAUGGCCCGACUAUCAUUGACGACUUGCUGCGGCGACGGGCGCGAAGUGUAUGCCAGACUCUAUACCUGUUGGGCCAGUUCGCGGGGUUCAUCAUUGGGCCUGUGGUUGCCAGGUUAACAUCUCUGACCGCGAGCGAAGACCACUGGCGCUACCUCUUGCUCAUCCCGGGCGUUGGUGUUCUCGUCUCGGUUGCGGUUCUCGGCAUGCUGUGGCGCACUGCCGGAGAGACCUACGCUCCCGUGUUGCUCGAGGCCAGAGCCUCGGGCCUCCGUAAUCGACACAGCAACAACCAAUACCGCUCGCGCUAUGACACCGGCUUGACCCCUUGGCAAAGCUUUCGACAGAAGGCUGCAGAGCCCCUCAAGCUCCUCUUUACCGAGAAGGAAUGUGCUGGGUACGCCGCCUUCGCAGGUUUACUGUAUGGGGUGCAGUACUUCAUUCUUACAACCAUG